Messenger RNA from Hemiscyllium ocellatum (epaulette shark), 657 nucleotides. Its product is annotated as keratin-associated protein 16-1-like. Lineage: Eukaryota; Metazoa; Chordata; Chondrichthyes; Orectolobiformes; Hemiscylliidae. The record is from RefSeq and is a predicted model, not a curated record. The coding region runs from base 1 to 657 and encodes 218 amino acids. The transcript has a single exon.
AUGGGGUGUGAGGUGCCGGGGUGUGAGGUGCCGGGGUGUGAGGUGCCGAGGUGUGAGCUGCCGGGGUGUGAGCUGCCGGGGUGUGAGGUGCCGGGGUGUGAGGUGCCGGAGUGUGAGGUGCCGGAUUGUGAGGUGCCGGGGUGUGAGCUGCUGGAGUGUGAGCUGCUGGAAUGUGAGCUGCUGGAAUGUGAGCUGCCGGGGUGUGAGGGGCCGGGGUGUGAGCUGCCGGGGUGUGAGCUGCCGGGGUGUGAGGUGCCGGAGUGUGAGGUGCCGGAGUGUGAGGUGCCGGAGUGUGAACUGCUGGAGUGUGAAGUGCUGGAGUGUGAGGUGCCGGGGUGUGAGGUGCCGGGGUGUGAGCUGCUGGGAUGGAAGGUGCCGGGGUGUGAGGUGCUGGGGUGUGAGGUGCUGGGGUGUGAGGUGCUGGAGUGUGAACUGCUGGGGUGUGAACUGCUGGGGUGUGAUCUGCUGGGGUGUGAGGUGCCGGGCUGUGAGGUGCCGGGCUGUGAGGUGCCGGGCUGCGAGGUGCCCGGGUGUGAGGUGCCCGGGUGUGAGGUGCCGGGGUGUGAGGUGCCGGGGUGUGAGGUGCCAGGGUGUGAGGUACCGGAGUGUGAGGUGCCGGAUAGUGUGCUGCUGGAGUGUGAGCUGCUGGAUGUGUGA